This is a messenger RNA of Cataglyphis hispanica, 497 nucleotides long. RefSeq names its product NEDD8 (gene Nedd8). Gene Ontology annotation, cellular component: cytoplasm; nucleus. Gene Ontology annotation, biological process: regulation of proteolysis; modification-dependent protein catabolic process; protein neddylation. The transcript has 4 exons. Bases 70 to 321 code for a protein of 83 amino acids. The record is from RefSeq and is a predicted model, not a curated record. Gene Ontology annotation, molecular function: protein tag activity; ubiquitin protein ligase binding. Lineage: Eukaryota; Metazoa; Arthropoda; Insecta; Hymenoptera; Formicidae.
UGUUGACAAGUUGCAGUCGGUGAUAAUUGAAAACUGUAAUAAUUUAUCAUAAAUAGUGAUAGCUGAAAGAUGUUGAUAAAAGUGAAGACCCUCACUGGAAAAGAGAUUGAAAUAGAUAUAGAACCUACCGAUAAGGUAGAGAGAAUUAAAGAAAGAGUGGAAGAGAAAGAAGGAAUACCACCACAGCAACAGCGAUUGAUAUUCUCUGGCAAACAGAUGAACGAUGAAAAGACGGCGCAAGAUUAUAAAGUCCAGGGAGGUUCGGUAUUACAUUUGGUACUUGCAUUGAGAGGAGGUUGCAAAUACAUUCCUCGUUUAUAAACGAAUAUAAGAGAAUAUUAAUUAAAUGUGAGAUUAAUAGGAAGGAAAAACAAUAUGUUCAUCGCUGGUGUAAGCGCAUCUGUGCUGAAGGAGGAGUCUAUGUUAUUCUAUGUGAUAGAAUAACGUAGAAUCUACGUGUGAUCUUUAUAUCUAAAUAAAUAUUUAAUAAAAUAUAA